AGGCUGAAGUAUUUGAAAUUCUCCCGCAGUGGAAAACACGUGUGUUGGAGCUGCACAGAAAUGAUUGUAAUGUGCAAGAAAUUAAAUCUUUAAACAUCCUUGUUGAUGUUAAAACAAGGGAGGAGUUUGGACAGUGGUUGGCACAGUUUGAAAACAUAACAAAAACAACUUAUACAAUAAGGUGCACUGAACCUGCAUCAGGAAAGUAUGUUGUUUUCAAACAAAGGCUGGUCUGUCACCACAAUACUCGCAGUAUAAAAGUUCAUGGUUCAGUGCAAAGGGCAACAAAAAACACUAACUGUCCAUCAAAAAUGACAGUGACAAUUCACGCUGUGCAUGAUAGAUACAGAGGUAAGUCUGUAGAGAAAGCAAUGCUCUACAAGGAAAUGCCGUGUGAGGUUAACUUGGUGUUGGGUCAUAACCACAGUGUUGAGAGUGCUGCUGCUUUAAGAUUUAGGCAACCAUCAAGUGAUGUCAAAGAAAAAUUAAUAUCCCUGUUUGAAAGAGGUCAUUCACCAGCCACUGCUCUUGAGUCAAUAAAGGUUGAAAUUCAGCUGAAUUGUUCAGAUUACCCUUUAGUCCUUGCAGACAGAAGCAGGUGUCCUGAUUACAACUUUUGCCACUAUUUGUUCAACAAAGUUUUUAAGAAAAAGUAUGGGCCAACAGACUUCAACAAAGAAGGAAAGCAGCUGUUACAACAGAGGUUAGAGGAAUACAACAGCGAAGUUGGAGCUGUGUGUGCCAAGAUGAUUCAGAAAGAUGAUGAUUAUAUAGUAUGCAUUUGCUCACCACUGAUGCAAAAAGUCCAUACUCAUGUAAAAGCUGCCUCCAAACUUGUAUUUAUGGAUUCCACUGGUUCUCUGGAUCAUGAUAGCAGCAGAGUGUUCGUUUUACUUACUCACAGUGAGUGUGGAGGUUUACCACUAGGAGUUCUGAUUAUGUCUUCAGAAAGCUGCGGAGUUAUAGAAAUGGGACUAGAGUUGCUGAAAGAGAUAGUGGGGGAAAAUAUUUUUGGGGGAAACAUCAAUGGCCCAAGUGUGUUUCUGACUGAUGACAGCCAGUCAGAACAAAAUGCAAUUAGAAGGUGCUUCCCAAACACAAAAACUUUGUUGUGUAUAUUCCAUGUCCUGCAGGCAGUGUGGCGCUGGCUUCUCAAAGCAAAAAAUGCUAUACCACAGCAAAAACAGUGUGAGUUCUUCCAGAAUUUCAAAAAAAUAAUGUUUGCGCAAACAAAAAAUGAAGCAGUGGUAAACUAUAAUGUAACAAGAGCGAACAUCGGUGAAAAUCAUCAAAAUUUAUUGAAAUACUUGGAAGGGUAUUGGGAUAGGAGAGAACUGUGGACCCUUUCACAUCGGCGAGGUAUGCUUAUAGAAGGGCACAACACAAAUAAUAUAAGUGAGGCCUUCAUGAGAAUUUUAAAGGACAGGAUUUUUGAGAGGGUGCGUGCCUUCAAUGUGGUUCAGAUGGUGGACUUUUUUCUCACAAAGGUGAAUUUGUAUUUUCAGAGGAGACUUCUUGAUGCUGCUAAUGGAGCAAGUCCUAAGUUUUUCUGUAGGCCUAUAAAGGCUCCUUCACAGGAGAUUCUAGCAAAAAAUCAGACAAGUCAAUGA
This is a messenger RNA of Schistocerca americana (American grasshopper), 1610 nucleotides long. RefSeq lists its product as uncharacterized. Lineage: Eukaryota; Metazoa; Arthropoda; Insecta; Orthoptera; Acrididae. The transcript is spliced from 3 exons. The record is from RefSeq and is a predicted model, not a curated record. The coding region runs from base 312 to 1610 and encodes 432 amino acids.